AGGAUGUAGGAUGCCGAUUCGGACUCAACCCGGUCAGGACCAAUCGCAAACCAGAACCAGCAAGAAGGGAUAUGACGUCACAGAGUCCCGCACCGAUAUGUUGACCACCAGGGAAGCUGUCAUUCUCAUGUUUUGCUAACAGAACCCUUUAGCUAAUUGAGAAACCGCUUUCCGUCGGCAGACAUGGACCAGAGGUAGAUAAUUAGCCACAUAUGUUUAUGAUGUCAUCAGCCAGUGACACAGCAGUAUCUCCAGGUGGAGGCGGAAGAUCAGUCAUGGAGAUGUCGAACUUCGCCCAUGUGAUCUUCCAGAAUGUGGGGAAGAGCUUUCUGCCUCAGGCAGCACUGGAGUGCCACUACACGCUCACACCUUUCAUCACCCCCCACCCCAAAGACUGGGUUGGCAUCUUCAAGGUGGGUUGGAGCAGUGCACGAGACUACUACACUUUCCUGUGGUCUCCCAUGCCCGAGAACUACACUGAAGGCUCCACUGUCCACAGGGUUCUUGUCUUCCAAGGUUACUAUGUUCCCCGGAGCGAUGGUGAAUUUUAUCAAUUCUGUUAUGUCACGCACAUGGGUGAAAUCAGAGGGGCCAGCACACCCUUCCAGUUCCGACCGGCCACCCCUACAGGGGAGGAGCUACUGACUGUGGAGGAUGAUGGGAAUUCAGACAUACUGGUGGUUACAACCAAAACCGGACUACUAGAGCGGCGUGUGGAGGAAGUUCAGCAGGAAUGCAAGGAGCUGCAAAAAGCUGUUUGUCUGCUCAAGCAAGAGAGAGACCAACUUAAAGAAGAACAGAGGCAACACAAUCAGGAGCGACAGCAAAGGCUGCGAGAGGAGAGAGAGAAAGCUCAAGCUGGAGUGAAACAGCUGGAGCAGGACCUGCUAGGAGUCACACAGAAAGCUGUGCUUAAAGAGACAGAGUUGGACUGCCUGAGAAGCAAGUUACAAAAGGUGACCAUGGAGAGGGAUAAUUUGGAAAUUCAGCUCAAAAACGAGAGAGAUGAAAGGGAGCUGUACAAAUCUCACAUGCGCAGUGCUGAGCUGGAAAACACUAAGCUGAGUGCAGAGCUGCAGAUGCUGAAGGCAGUGGAGCUGAACCGAGAGGUCACCAUCUCACAGUACCAAGAAGAGAUACACAGACUCCGCACAGAAAGAAGCGCACACCCUGUAGAUCCAAAUGUACUAGAGCAGUUGCGUCAGGUGAAGGAGCAGCUUGAGGCCACGUACCAGCGAGCAGCCAUGCUGGAUUCUGAGCUACAUGAGGCGUCCAGUGAGCAUGAACGCACCAAAGCAGAGCUUCAGCGUGUCAGUCAAGAGGCUGAGAUUAUCCGGGCCAGCUUAGCCGAUGCCCAGAAGGAGUGCAGAAUCACCCAGAACCAGCUAUAUGAGCUGAGGAGCCAAACGUUACAGAAAACGGAGAGGGCAGAACCAGUCUCAGAGCUAGAGGCUGAACUUCAGAAGGAGGUGGAAGAGCUGAAGUUGAGACUGCAGAUGGCUGCUGAGCACUACAAGGAGAAGUACAGAGAGUGCCAGCGGCUGCGCAGACAAGUCACCAAACUUACACAGAAGCAGGAAACGCAGCAGGAGGACUGCAACAGGAAUGAUGCAUCUACAGACACCACCCAGGAGCCGAACAUGAUGGACGCAGAGUUACCGGCUACAAAAAAGAAGCCUGAGAUUCAGGAGUGUGCUGAGAUAAAAACAAAAGAAGAAAGGGAAGAGGGAGAGGGAGAAAAAACAGAAGCAAGCAAGGAUGAGCAACAAGAGGAAGGGGAGGAGACUAGUAUAUCAGUAGAGGCGGAGCUUGCUCAGAUGGAGGAGAGGUGGAGAGAGCAGUGUGUCAUCAACGACAAUUUAAAACUACUGCUGGCCGAUGAAGAGCAACGCUUUAAGGCACAGUUAGCUGAGAAGGAUCGAGAGGUCUUUUCUUUGAGAGAGAGUCUAGCUGAGGUGAUGAAAGAAAAGGGGAAGUUGGAAGAGGAGCUGCGGUCACGUGCAGGCAGAGAGGAAGGUGCUUGUGGACAGAGGUCAGAGGUCAGGGAACCUGUGAUGUUGCGUUAUCCUCUGCCCUACCCUCACGACUCUCCCCCUCUUCCCUUGGUGCCCCAGCAACCUGCUGAGCUGCAGUAUGGAAACCCUUACUGUGAACAGAACACACGCGAUGGUGCAGAUGGAGCAUUGUCACCACAGCAAAGUUGCCGCCCCCCUCCGGUAGCCCCACCUCCGUGGGUGGGUCCUGUGGUGUGCAGCCAGCCACUGCGCAGUCUCAGUCCUCCUGACGGCCUGGAGAAUCCUGCGGAGGAGCGGCCCAACGGAGGUGAUGGUGAAGCUCCUGCAGUCUGUGAUCAUCAAAGUCCAGAAUCCAAUGAGAGCGGCUCCAGCUUUUGCUUUGACACUAGGACUGAUGUUCAUAAGCGCUGUCCUCUGUGUGAAGUCAUUUUCCCACCACACUUCGAGCAGCGCAGUUUCGAGCGCCAUGUUGAGUCUCACUGGAGGGAGUGUCCUGUGUGCAGUGAGCAAUUCCCUCUGGACUGCCAGCAGCACCUCUAUGAGAAACACGUUCUCACUCACUUUGAUAGCAAUGUGCUCAACUUCGACAACUUUGAUUAGGAAAGGCAUGACUCUGUAAAGCCAUCAGGUUGCAUCCUAAUAGGAUCUAAAGUGGAGGGGAGCGUAAAUGCUUUGUUCGGCACUUUUUGAUGAUGUUACUUGCCUGUGUGCUAAUUCCUGCAUGUUUUUACAUCACUAACAUUUACCAAUCAGAAUUUUGAGAUUUGCACAUACACACAAUACUGUCUCAUAAAGACACGUUUUGUUGCUAAGUGUCAGGUACCGAUCCUUUUAUCAUAUUAGCCCUUUUCUUUCGGUACACUUUAUUUAUUCAGAAUGCAUUUAAAGCUGCUAUGAGAUUGGUUGCACUGUAAAAUGAUAGCUAAUAGCUUUACAUGUAUAAAUAUAGAACCUAUGAAGAGAUGUCUGUUGAUACUUACCAUUUGCAAUUCAGUGGAUGUUUUCUGUAUUUAUGUUUUAUUGAUUUUAUAUGAUGAUUAUGCAGGUCAUGUUUAACAUUUUGCUGUGUAAUAUGUAACAGCUUUGUUCUGUAGCUGGUCUUGUGAUGUAUGGCACCAGUUCCUGAUUUCCCAGAUGGACCAUUUAGAAGUUGCAUAAUGUUGUGGUGGGAAAAGGCCAUUCUUAGAAAGUGCUGACAAGAUUUUCAGGAUCUCAUUCUGGAGUAUAUUAGGCCUCUGAAAUGCCACUUCUUGUCCUGGCCAGACAUAAAAGAAAUCAAAUAAAGCUCCUGAUUUUAGUGUGCUAAGUUUGACAUGCUUAAAUGUUCACAUAUAUUUGCAGAUGAAAAACUAUAACUGUGCACUACAGUCAAAUGUCUUGAAUGUUUUAUCCUAGCAAGACAAUAAAAAUGGUGCUUUGAAUUCUAUAGAAACAACGUAGUGAUGUUUCACCCGUUUCAUUGGUGGUAUCAGUCAACAUUUUGGUUUUCUGUUCUACUUUUCCAUUAUGUUUAAUGUAUUAAAGUCAUUAUCAGGGAUGAAACUUAAAUAAAUUUACAGUCUCUGUUUCUUAAUUCAUAGGAAUUACACACAUUAAUUUCACACAAGGAGUGGUUUCAUAUGUAACCCACAAUGUAACUAUAAAAUAUAAGUAGAAAAUC
Messenger RNA from Pangasianodon hypophthalmus (striped catfish), 3675 nucleotides. RefSeq names its product Tax1 (human T-cell leukemia virus type I) binding protein 1a (gene tax1bp1a). The record is from RefSeq and is a predicted model, not a curated record. Bases 213 to 2615 code for a protein of 800 amino acids. NCBI's taxonomy places the organism in Eukaryota, Metazoa, Chordata, Actinopteri, Siluriformes, Pangasiidae. The transcript has 17 exons.